Amoebophrya sp. A120 is the source of this 1878-nucleotide messenger RNA. Lineage: Eukaryota; Dinophyceae; Syndiniales; Amoebophryaceae. The record is from the annotation of a GenBank genome assembly.
GUUUGCCCUUUUUGAUACUGAUACGUUAUUUUUUAGAAACGUUAGCUCUAUCUAUCCGCGAUCUUUGUUUUGCACAGCGCGCCCCUCCCUCGCGUUUUCUCCCCGAUCAUUUUCUGUCCUUUUGUACAUUUUUUCGAGUGUAGUAAGAAAGUACAUGUCCGAAUAAACUUUGUAAGUGCUACUGUUGCUUUUUGAAUUGUGUGAUACAUAGCAAGUGAAUUUGUCUCUUUCCAUGCAAUUAAUUGGCUCGAGUUCUCGUUUCGUAGGGAAGCAGAAGCUUGAGUGGAGAGGUAUCGAUAUUUCCAACUCCGUCUUUGUCUAAGGUAGCACAGGAAUUUCUUAGUUCAGCCAUAACCUCGGCUGGGAAAGAUGGGGGUCUCGCGUAUCAUUGGUUCAAUUUUGCUUGCGGCAGCAACGGGAGUCCAGGCUUUGGGAGCAUGCUCGGCAGAAUCCUGCACGGCAGAUGGAAGUAGAGACGCUUCUUUAUUUUCAGCAUGAUUCUACGUGAUGCGUGGGAAUGAGCAGCAACUGCACACGCUAUAGUUAAGAGCAUGGGGAUAAUUCAUUCUAACGCUAACUACAUACCAGAAUCACUGCAAGUUGCAUUUAGGUUGAGCUCGAAAUCAAAACAGAUUGCGAGGAGCGCAGUUGCCAAGUAAUGGGACCAGCCGACCCGACGAAGAAAAGUGCUAACGGAUUUAUCAUCUCCUGUACGGGCUGACGCUUAAAUGCAGAGCACAAUGCUGCGCUGAAAUCAUGGCUUCACGGAAAUCACGUCGAGAAGUACGACGGGCUGGAAAUGGUAUUUCUAAAUUGUUAGCGGUGCUCUUGGGCUUCGAGAAAUAAAAAAGACUUUCCUCCGUCAUAGGUUUAGCUUCUGCUUUAGGAUGAAGAAUGUGAAUGCAUUCCCAAAAUCAAAGAAAUACAAAUCUCUCACAGAAAUGGGAGCAAGGACACAAUCCGGAGUUGCACGUAGGGUCGGAAGUCACAGAUCUAAAUGGGUACGACGAGAACUCCCUGACGCAGCUUUUGCGACAAAAGGGCUUCCUCAUGUCCGACGAACUGUAGUACAUGCCGAAGGUCUCCUCCUGGUAUUCCCAGAUGUGCAUGUUUCUACGGUUUGCAAGAACAUUUUCCAGCGACACACGACCCGACAUUGAAUGCAUACCACACGUUGGAUGUUUUCCCGCCUGUUUGCCUAAAAUCGUACUGCGGCUUUACUUCGUGCACCGAGUGCUUAUCAUGGAGUCUGCUGUACCAGACCCAGAGCGCACAGGAGUAGGCACCAGCAGAGGAGCCAGGUGGCUGCGCAGGUGAAUAGAGACCGAUAGUUUUUCGCUUUCCCUUUUGUAGAGAAGCGUCACUCUCGAACACAUUGUGACGGCACUCGAUCGCUCAUUUUUCAAGGUGAGACUUACCGAUUCGGUGUGCCUGAUUUGUCAAUCUAAUUUCUUUUUGCUCACAGCGCAGCACUAGAACUGGAUUUUUCUGAAGAUGUCAGCGAGUACAGGAAUAGCCGCAGAUGAAGUAUGAUGACUGUUGCGAGAAAUAUGACACCAUGUUUACAGUCGUAAAAAUCUAUCUUUUUUGUUGUUGUUGUUGAUUGAAUGACCUAUCAUGAAUGGAUGCAUCAAAAACCUUUCCCAACCUUUUUGCAUCCGCGUGUCAUCAUGGAGCAAUAAAAAAGUAAAGGCGGUGCCACGAUGGCUUUGUUCCGGUAGCUGAAUGAUAUGGCUAACAAGGUUGCCACUGCUGAUAAGGAUGUUCGCAAAAAAGAAGAUGCUUGUAAUAGCAGAAAACGGCGGGAUCGUGAAUUCGAUCGAAGGCAGAAAUAAAUGGAAGGCAGAAAUUAAUGUUCCGCGUUGAAAAAUUGAGCAG